GACCAGCACAAACCUUCCCUUACCAAUGGUCAUGGCAGAAUAAUUCAUACAUCUCUCCUGAAGAGGAAGAACAACUCACUUAACAAAGUGCUCCUAACAAAAAGGGGAUUUUAACUUGUGCAUGGGGAGGCAAGUUGAGGGAAGUAAUAUCGGUCAAUGACCCAACUUCUGUUGGUGAGAGAAACAAGCUUUUGAGCAACACAGAGUUCUUCUUCAGGUCUGGGAAAGGAACUCCCAGCAUUACAGCAAAAUGCAUGAUGUCACAUACACGGCGAGCAAUGAGCCUGGUAAAUGGAACCUUUUCUGAAAUCAAGGACAGAAUGUUUGCCCAUUUGCCCUCCCUGCAGCUGCUCUUGCUGAACUCUAACUCAUUUACUAUCAUACGAGAUGAUGCCUUUGCUGGUCUCUUCCAUCUAGAGUAUCUAUUUAUUGAAGGAAACAAAAUAGAAACCAUUUCAAGAAAUGCGUUCCGUGGCCUUCGUGAUCUGACUCACCUUUCUUUGGCUAAUAACCACAUUAAAGCUCUGCCAAGGGAUGUCUUCAGUGAUUUAGAUUCUCUCAUUGAACUAGAUUUAAGGGGAAAUAAAUUUGAGUGUGACUGCAAAGCCAAGUGGUUAUUUUUGUGGUUAAAGAUGACAAAUUCCACUGUUUCUGAUGUCCUGUGUAUUGGUCCAGCAGAAUAUCAGGAUAAGAAGUUAAAUGAUGUCACAAGUUUUGAUUAUGAAUGCACCACUACAGAUUUUGUUGUACAUCAGAUUUUGCCAUACGAGUCAGUUUCAGUGGAUACAUUCAACUCUAAGAAUGAUGUGUAUGUAGCCAUUGCCCAGCCUAGCAUGGAGAACUGCAUGGUGCUGGAAUGGGAUCACAUUGAGAUGAAUUUCAGAAGUUAUGACAACAUCACAGGUCAGUCCAUCGUGGGAUGCAAAGCAAUCCUGAUUGAUGAGCAGGUCUUUGUGGUAGUGGCGCAGCUCUUCGGUGGCUCACACAUCUACAGGUAUGAUGAAAGCUGGACAAAGUUUGUCAAAUUCCAGGACAUCGAAGUCUCUCGCAUUUCCAAGCCAAAUGAUAUAGAGCUGUUUCAAAUAGACAGUGACAAGUUUUUUGUUAUAGCGGAUAGCUCUAAAGCUGGUCUGUCAACAGUUUAUAAAUGGAAUAACAAAGGAUUCUACUCUUACCAGUCCCUGCACGAGUGGUUUAGGGACACAGAUGCUGAAUUUGUCGAUAUAGAUGGGAAAUCUCAUUUAAUCCUGUCAAGUCGUUCACAAGUUCCCAUUAUACUCCAGUGGAACAAAAAUUCAAAAAAGUUUGUCCCACACAGUGAAAUCCCCAACAUGGAGGAUGUCUUGGCUGUCAAGAGCUUCAGAAUGCAGAACAGCCUCUACAUUACUCUCACAAGAUUUAUUGGUGACUCCAGAGUCAUGAAGUGGAAUAGCAAGCAGUUUGUGGAGAUACAGGCUCUCCCAUCUCGAGGGGCAAUGACACUGCAGCCUUUCUCCUUUAAGAAUAAUCACUACCUAGCUCUGGGGAGUGACUACACCUUCUCCCAGAUAUAUCAGUGGGAUAAUGAGAAGAACCUUUUUAGAAUAUUUAAAGAAAUCUACGUGCAGGCACCUCGCUCUUUCACAGCUGUGUCAACGGAUCGAAGAGAUUUUUUCUUUGCUUCCAGUUUUAAAGGAAACACACAGAUAUUUGAACAUGUAAUUGUUGACUUGAGUUUAUGAAGGCAGUUGGAGUGAAGCUCAUGUACAAUGACAUGAAACAACAACAGCAAAAGACAGAUCAUUCAUCUCCUAAGAUAGGGUGAACUUGUGGAACUAGUAAGAAGUUUUCUUAACAUUUAGAAUGUGCAUAUUAACCAGGGAUUGCAUUGACUUGGUUAACUGCAUGACAUGUCCAUUUUACCAUUUUUAAAGACAUUUUAAAAUCUGUAAUUAUUCAGAGGAGUGUGCAGUGUAUUAGGAUUAAUCCUGGUAUCUAAGAGUGCUAUGUUAAUUUUACCUAAGAAAUUGGAUUAGAUUGGAAACCUGAUAGAAACAAGAGGGGCAAAAAACCAAUAUCAGACAUGAAAACUAUUCUUUCCUCUAAAUCUACUAUUUCAAAAAUAAUACAUACAUGUAAAGUCAACUGAACAUAUUUGUUGAUGAAUUGUAUAAAUUGACAUCAACCUUCAAAAACAUUUUUGGUCAUCUUAGUUCCUUGCAAUUGAUGGGCAGCGUCUAUAUUUGUUCUUUAUAAUAAAACAAAGGUCAUUGGUUGAAUUCAUAUCGAUACUAGAUGAGAUGCAAAGUUAAAUUCUUCAACACCUUUGUAUUCAUUUAAGCGAGAAAGAGUGGAUUUAAAAAAAAAACUCAUUGUGGGUGAUUGGAUGGCAAUGAAAUAAAGAGUUUUACACUUUUAGAUAAUGGGUUCCCAACAGCUUCAGAUCAAUAGUGACUGAAAAGUGGCUGAUAGUUGUUUGGGAGCAUAUCUGAGCUUAGUCUAAUUUGUAGCUCAUAAGUAUCAGUUUCACAUAUAUAAACUCUCUAACUGGCAAUGUGACAAACCCCAAGUGGCGGUCUCAGUAGUGUGCCAAGGAUUUUAAGGAAUAUGGGAACUGAACUAAAAUACUCUCUCACUCUUAGAGGAGGUCCUGCUUAAAUUAUAUUGAAGCACACUCAUGGGUCAGUGCAGGGAAGCCUGUAUUGGUGUUGCCUGUGCUGGACCUGUUCCAUACAUAAAUAGAGCAUUUCACAGCGUUCUCUAUCCCUUAAAUUAGCUUUCUGAAAACUGCAAGUUGUAAUUUGGGUGAUCCUCCUAACCACAUGAAAGCCAUAUUCUCCUCUGGUAAAUCCCUUUGAAGGGAGUUGUAGCUGCUUCAGAUUGAACAUUAGCAAUAAAAGUACUGUGCUAAGAAUUUUUGCCAGGAUCGCUCCAGACUAUUCAACUGACAAAAGGCUAUAGGGAUGCCAGACUAUGGAAGCUCUACUGCGUACAGAAAAAAACAUAUUUAGCAGUCUUUUAAAAUCAUUUUUGGGUGAAUGCAGCCUUCAGUGUUUACUCACCAUUACAAAUAGGUCAGUUGUGCCAUGCACAGUCGCUCUUCCAAGAGGACAGCAAGGGGCUAUGCAUGCAGUCAAAUGCACUGAGCCUUGUGGUGGAUGUGUUCUCUCUCUCUUUUAAUACAGCUAUCUCAAAAGCAUGUAGAGGUCUUCUCUGACUCAUCACUACAAAUAUCACUGUUCAUCUUAAAUUCAUAUGUUAACAUUUUCUGCUUUAUCAUGAGAGUUUUUGCUGCACACUCUGCAAUUUAUAAGGCUUUGUAAAAUAAGAUGAACCAAUGAAGCCCAUCAGUAUCCUUCCCCAGGCAAGAUUAUCAUGCCUCACCGCUCUGACUGAGCCUAACUUUUUUUUAGCACAGAUAAAUAAACAGAUAAAUGCCCAGUUGUUACAAAUGUAAAUGUCUCUUGCCGACUCUCGGUUUAAAGAUGCCCAGCAUGUAAGCAGUACUGCAUGAUAGGAUUAGGAUGUGACAGCGCCUCUCGAAAUAAUAAUCCACCUAUGAUCUGAAUUGCUUUCAUUAGAAAUGUUCUAAAUCAUAUGAAAUGAGAACAUUAAUGGCCUGUCAGGAAAUAGUUAAUAUUAUUGACAUGCUAAUUUCAUUUAAGAAUAUUUUCCCUUUAAUCUGAUAAUCCUGGGUUUUAUUUUAUCUAAAUAUAAAAGCUUAAAGAGGCUUUAAAUGAUCCUUUCUUCUGAAGUACUGUGCUCUUACUGCAAGGGACUGUUGGUCCUCAAUUCCCAUUCAUUCACUCAGAGCUAAGGAUACUCCUUACCUUGUAUGAUUGGGCCCUUAGUUGUUAAAGGCAGGUCUUUUGCAGUUGCACUAAUAGCUCUUUUAGGACUAAACUAAUGGGUCCUAUGUGACUAAGAUAUGAUAACCACAUGGCUGACUGACAAUCAGAUUUCUCCAUUAUUUUAGCUUGCUUUAUGAAGCUUUAUCAAUUAAAGAUGCACCUGUAUUUUUACCACCACAAUGUAGAUGGCUCUUUAAAUUUGGGAGCUGUCAGAAAACAUUGUACAUGUUGUGGCUGCUCUUCUAUAUGUAUCCAGUAUGAAAAUGUAAAUACAUUUUUGUUUUCUGUCCAAGAGGAUCAAUGUGUGCUAACUCUUUCUUUCAGAGAUCAUUGCCAGUGUUGUAUACACAGCUGGCCUUUUUGGGUACCGUCCCUAUCACUCACUUGCAAAGAACCAUAAAUGAGUAAACUUAAAGGCAAUAAAAAUGAAUCCUGAAGCCCACAGCAUGAUUUCAAGAGAGAUGAUGGUGGUCAGGAUUUUUUCUGCCCAAUGACAAAAGACAAUAUCCUUUUUUGGGUUAUUCACUUGUGGGCACGGAAGAGGAUUUCAGGCUCAGCUAUCAGGUUCAGUGAAAUAAGCAUUGUCCUCUUAUUACAACCAUGACUACAAAAACAAAACGAACUACAAAGGAGCUGAAGAACUGAUGAAAACAGAUUCUUUUGGUAGACUAAUAUUUCUGCUGAAUACGUCCAUUGCCCAGAGAGCUGAGCUCAUCAGCCCUUUCACAGCUUCUGCAGUGAGUGUAUAGUUGGACCGUGGCCUACCUUUUCUGCUGAAUAGUGUCUAAAGGUGUAGCGAGAUUAAAGGAGCUACGAGGGAGGUUGAAGAGAAAUAAGUGUCCAAAGAAAAGCCUCCCAUUGAUAAAUAAAUGUAGUAUGGGGGAUGGAUUCUUGAGACUCCAUUCUCCACUGUUCCUGUGCCAAGGAGCUGAUCUAUAACACAAUCAUUAAA
Molecule: messenger RNA, 4782 nt
Organism: Pelodiscus sinensis (Chinese soft-shelled turtle)
Lineage: Eukaryota; Metazoa; Chordata; Testudines; Trionychidae
Source: RefSeq, a predicted model, not a curated record